This is a messenger RNA of Anolis carolinensis (green anole), 3282 nucleotides long. It is a transcript of the gene slc15a3, whose product is annotated as solute carrier family 15 member 3. The record is from RefSeq and is a predicted model, not a curated record. The transcript has 8 exons. Gene Ontology annotation, molecular function: dipeptide transmembrane transporter activity. Lineage: Eukaryota; Metazoa; Chordata; Lepidosauria; Squamata; Anolidae. Gene Ontology annotation, cellular component: lysosomal membrane. Bases 1005 to 2771 code for a protein of 588 amino acids. Gene Ontology annotation, biological process: dipeptide import across plasma membrane.
GAUCCAAAACUUCUGACAGAUUCUCUAAAGCCUGUGGAUUCAUUGUUCCAAGGUCAUAGAAACCACUAGCCUCAACUGAUGUGCUUGCUUCCACAACUUUUGGCAGAACUGAGGACCAAGGGGAGGAGGUUUCUUCGAUUGUAAAUGCGUAGGUUUAUUAUCUAUAGGACAGAGCCCCUGGUGGCGCUGCGGAUUAAACUGCUGAGCUGCUGAACUUGCUGACCAAAAAGUCGGCGGUUCGAAUCCAAGGAGUGGGGUGAGCUCCCAUCUUGCUUUUGUUUUUCUGCUCCCCUGGAAUACUGUGAAGUUGAAACAAUCAAGUAACUACUAUUAUCAAUCUAUGACGUGCCUUCAAGAAUAUUUCUUAGAUAUGACAUGAGCCCAUUCCAUGGAGAGCUUUUUUUUUUUAAGAGAAAAGCUUUAGAGGUGAAAGAGAAAUAAAUUAGCACUGAUAUCAAUUGUUUACUUUCUUGAAAGGAAGGAAGAGGAGCAGAAUUAGUUGUAGCUAACGUUCCUUUCGUUGUUAAUGAUUCCCCAAUAUCUCAUCUCAUUGUGGUCUCAUCUCCUUGUGAUCUGAGUGGAUUCAUGGAGAAAAGACAGCAUGAGGAACUAGGAAGAAGAUAGCAUGAGAAACAAUUUGACAAAAGAUUUGCUCUUGUUUAUAAGGGUGAGGGCCUGAAGGGGAGGGAGAAAACAUGUGAAGGCUCAUGUGAAAGGGGAACUCGCUCUGGCCAGCGUAAUAUAAAAGUUUCCUUUCAGGGAAACGCACAGUCAUAUGAUCUCUGUAUUUGAUCAGAGAAUGAGGAAGUGCAAGUGGUGUUGAAAGGCUUUGGAGGACAGCAAACAUUUUGAAGAAUAUUGGAGAGCCAGAUGUAGAAGGCAGUGAAGAAAGAUCCAGCGAAAAACAGAAAGGCACUGAGUGACCAACAAGGAAGCAGCUGAGAAGGCAAGAAACCAGGAUCGACUUUGAGUGGAAAAAGCAAGGACCCAGGCACAGGGCCUGCAUGGCCUCUCCAGGUGCCCAAGGGGAACGCAAGCCCCUCUUAGCACCGGAGGAGGCCCUGGACAGGCCUGCCACAUCCCCUUUUGAGGGCAGAAGGGCUGCCUGUGCAGCGGUGCUGCUGGUGGAGAUUCUGGAGCGUGCAGCUUUCUUUGGCAUUGUCUCCAACCUUGUCCUCUACCUCAACAGCAGCACCUUCAACUGGGGUGGCUCUCAAGCAUCGCGAGCAUCUCUCCUCUUCCUGGGUGCCUCUUACCUGCUUUCACCCAUCGGAGGGUGGCUUGCUGAUGCUUACCUUGGCCGCUACUGGACCAUCGCCUUGAGCUUCCUGCUUUACCUGCUGACCGCCUGCCUCCUGCCUGCUGUGGCCUCACAGAAUGGACGGCUUUGGCUGUGUGGAGAGAUGCCAGCCUACCCAGUGCAGCCCUCAUGUCCAAAGGGGAGUCAAGAUUGCAUGGAGCACCUGCCAAGCCAGUACUGUGCCCCUGUCAUGUACACGGGUCUCCUGCUCCUUGCCCUGGGCAUCAGUUCAGUCAAAGCUAACCUCACACCAUUUGGUGCAGAUCAGGUGACAGAUCGUGGCCGGGAUGCUACACGACGAUUCUUCAACUGGUUCUAUUGGAGCAUUAACAUUGGGGCUGUGAUCUCAUUGCUUGUAGUUGCUUUUAUCCAGCAGAAUGUGGAUUUCCUUACUGGCUAUGCCAUCCCUGCUGUCUGUCUGGCCCUGGCCCUCUUGGUUUUCCUCCUGGCUGCUCCUAUCUUUGUCACCAAGCCUGCUGCUGGUAGCCAAUUCUCCACCAUGUUCCAGUUGGCCUUCCAGAACAGCAGCUGUGGAAAAGCACUUCAGAAGAUGGCUGCGAAAAACAGAACAAGCAGUUCCCAGCCCGAAGCUGAUGACACUGCCCCACUUUCAAGUAUAACUGUUGGAUCUUCACAAGAGGUUGAAUCCAACUUCCAAGUUAUGGGAAAAAUAAUUCCUGUGCUGCUUACCCUUAUUCCAUAUUGGAUGGUCUACUUCCAGAUGCAGUCAACAUAUUACCUGCAGGGUCUGCACCUCUUGAUCCCUAACAUCUUUCAAAACGGUUUUAUGAACAAUAGUGCACUUUCAGCAUCUGUAGAUGGCCGUUACACGCUCCCAGAUGCCUGGCUCCUUUUAGCUAAUGUGGUGGUUCUGUUGAUUCUGGUUCCUCUGAAAGACCGGGUCAUAGAUCCAUUUCUAGCAAAGAGGAAAUUGUUGCCUUCAGCAUUAAAGAGGAUGGCUCUUGGCAUGUUCUUUGGACUUGGAUCAGUCAUUUUUGCAGGUUUGCUGGAGACAAAACGGCUGCAGUAUGUGAACAGCAAUCAAACAAUCACACAGAGGAUAGGGAAGGAUGACUACAUUGCAGCCCCACUCUCCAUUUGGUGGCAAGUGCCUCAGUACCUGCUAAUAGGAAUCAGUGAAAUAUUUGCCAGCAUCCCAGGGUUGGAGUUUGCCUACUCUGAAUCUCCAAAAGCCAUGCAAGGAGCCAUCAUGGGCUUCUUUUUCUUUAUUUCUGGAGUGGGGUCACUUUUAGGAUCUGGACUCUUGACUUUGCUCUCACUGUCAGCCAUUGGUUGGAUGCACUGCCCAGAGGAUUAUGGGGACAUUAACAAAUGUCGGAUGGAUUAUUACUUCUUCCUCCUGGCUGGGAUUCAGAUGGCAACCUGUAUUCUCUUUCUCUGGAUCUCCUUUCGCUAUGAACGUCAGCAGCGGCCCUCCUGUCUCCACUGCACAGACCAGGAGGGCCACUGAGAUACACUGCCAUGUGUCUUUUGGGGGACUGUGGGGAGUUUACCAGCCCGAUCCCAAACACUGCUGUAUCAUUAUUGGAUGGGAUCUUCUGAAGGCCAAUGGAAUAUAAAAGGAUUUGGGAAAUUAAGAGGGGAUGAAACCAUCAGUGGCAGCCAGCCAAAGGACUAAAAUAUAUGGCCCCAUACUUAAGUGUCAUUAACAUAUUACUUCCAGAAUUGGGAGUGUGAAUAUUGCAGACUAUGGAGGCUGCAAACAAAAAUUACCAUGAAUUGCAAAGCCAUUGUGCUCAAAUUAGGUGGAUCAUUCUCUAAGACAGCAAAUGUGUUCUUGCUUCUGUUAGGACUUACAAUUCUCUUUGCUCUCUAAUAUGUUUAUUUGCAGGGUUGAGAGGGGCAUGCUGAAAUGAAAAAGGGUUUUCCUUGUGGCUAUUUCAGAACCAACUCCCAGUGUAUGUUGUAGAAAUCCUAUCCGUAUGUCAUAGCAAUUUUAUUAAAGAUUGCUUCAGAAUUCA